Molecule: messenger RNA, 3967 nt
Organism: Cynoglossus semilaevis (tongue sole)
Lineage: Eukaryota; Metazoa; Chordata; Actinopteri; Pleuronectiformes; Cynoglossidae
Gene: dgcr2
Product: DiGeorge syndrome critical region gene 2
Exons: 11
Coding region: 334-1965 (543 amino acids)
Cellular component (GO): membrane
Molecular function (GO): protein binding
Source: RefSeq, a predicted model, not a curated record
CUUGCGUGUUUGGGAUUGUUGUGAUGGGAGUCCGCAGCCAUCUUGGAUCAGCGCCGCUCCAGCAUAACGAGCAGCGGCAGAGGAGGUCGGACGCACACAGCUAACGGGUUAGCUGCACGAACAGGACAUCGAAAACUAUUUCUCCCUUCGGUGCCACAAUGCUUCACUCACUACGCAAUUUGUCUCGACACUCCGACGGUUUGUGCGCAUAAAACAAAUGCGUACGGACCGUGUUAACCGUCCAGCGGUGUAGUUCCGGAGAGGGCGGCGUUGCAGUUGCUCGGUAUAUUUUUAUAAUUUCUGAAUAGAAGAGUUACUAUGAAUGGAGGAUAAAUGUUGCCGAAGGCUGACAGCGGCAGUUUCGUCCUUUUCUCCCUCCUCUUUGUCCUCACGCUAACGGACCCACCACGGACAGGUCCGCGACUAGCUCUGGCAAGAUUAUUGUCAGAGCAGCGCUGCAACCCCGGGCAGUUCGCCUGCCGCAGUGGGAAGAUGCAGUGUAUUCCAAUGUCCUGGCAGUGUGACGGCUGGACAGCAUGCGAGGACAAAAGCGACGAGAUGGACUGUCCCCCGCUGAAGGACGAGAGGUUACGAUUUGGGAACGGUUAUGACCAGGUGGAAGACGUCAUCGCUGUGGAUCCUCCCGUGCGGCUGAGCAGCAUCUCGAAGAAAUGCCCCAGUGGGUGGCAUCACUACGAGAAGACGGCCAGCUGCUACAAAGUGUACCUGAGGAACGAGAACUACUGGCAGGCCGUGGACACUUGUCAGAGGGUCAACGGCUCCCUGGCCACGUUUGUGACCAACGAGGAGCUGCAGUUCAUACUGAAGAUCGAGGUGGACUUUGACGACAAAGUGUGUGAGCGCAAAGACCAGUGCAAGUUUUGGGUUGGUUACCAGUACGUCAUCACUAAUCAGAACCAUUCUCUGGAGGGUCGUUGGGAGGUGGCGUACAAAGGUGCCAUGCAGGUUUUCCUGCCACCCGAGAGUCUGACCAGUUUUGGGGAGGCAUCCCCGUCCCAGGACAACGUCUUCUGUGCCCAGCUGCAGCGCUUUCAGAUCGAAACCAUGAACGACCGAGGGCUGCACAGUUGGCACGCAGAGAACUGCUACAAAAAGUUCCCCUUCCUUUGCAAGAGGAGGCAAACCUGCGUGGACAUCAAAGACAACGUGGUGAACGAGGGCUACUACUUCACCCCCAAGGGGGACGACCCGUGUCUAAGCUGCACGUGUCACGAUGGAGAGCCGGAGAUGUGCGUGGCUGCCCUGUGCGAGCGACCACAGGGCUGCCAGCACUUUCGCAAGGAUCCCAAAGAAUGCUGCAAAUUCACCUGCCUGGACCCAGGAAACAGUCUCUUUGACUCCAUGGCCAGUGGCAUGAGACUCAUCGUCAGCUGCAUCUCCUCCUUCCUCAUCCUCUCUCUGCUGCUCUUCAUGGUGCACAGACUCCGACAGCGCAGACGUGAGCGCAUCGAAACGCUGAUCGGAGGAAACCUGCACCACUUCAACCUCGGACGACGAGUCCCGGGCUUUGACUACGGGCCGGACGCCUUUGGCACGGGCCUGACUCCACUGCAUCUCUCUGAUGAUGGAGAAGGAGGAGCUUUUCAUUUCCAGGAGCCUCCUCCACCGUACGCAGCCUACAAAUAUCCUGACAUCCAGCACCCGGAUGACCCCCCUCCUCCGUACGAGGCCUCCAUCAACCCCGACAGUCUCCUCUACGUCGACCUGGUUGCAGGACAUAACGGCGUUUCCAUGGUGCCCAGCCAAAUGAACCCCAUAGGGGGCGUCCUCCAGGCCGACAUUCCCAACCCGCCUUGUCCCAGGACGCGCUCGGCGCCGUCCUCCCAGGGGAGAGAAGACUCCAUAGACAGCAGCACCCUGCUGGUGGGGCCGGUCACUCCAACAGAGGGCCACGGCCCCACCUCCAUGCCUGCAGACUGCACCUCCCUCAGCACUGUGGUAUAAGUCGACACUAUGCCACCUGCUGGUAGAGGAAGAGAGGAGAGGGGACGCAGUACGUUGCACAGACACUGACUGAUGGAUCUCCUCUCUCUGAAGGUUGUACAGUGAGACUUCAGAGUGCUGUCAUUUUUUUAUUUUUUUUUAUUUUUAUUUUUUUACAAAUGCAGAACGGACAUUCUGCACAGAGGAAAGAGGAAAAAAAACACUACUUUUAAACUGAGAAAGCUGCACUUUUCCUGCUUGCGUCGAUGGAGCGGAGCUUUUGAAACAUCUCAGUUGGUCCUGAUGUAAAUACCCUCCUCAGGUCUGUGCCGGUCCACUUUGUUAUACGUUUGUGCUUCAGACCAGAACUAGGUUAAAAAAAACAUUGACAACGGACAUGAUGAUGAUGAUGCCAGCUUUUGUUUUCUUGCGCGUUCUUGGUUGCGUCCUCGCUGUCGCUGUCCCGUCGUCUCUCCAGACUUCAGAUACUGUUCCCAGCAGCUCCGUGUACAAACCUUUGUCUGAAGCUUCUGUCCUGGAGCCGCCUUUCAUGAUUUUCAGCACAGGAUGUUUUGUUGUCAGAAGGUGACCUUGUAAAAAAAAAAAAAGAGGGUUAACAUUAGCUCUGGAGGUUGUUGUGGUGCAGAUGAAUCCUCUGUUAUUUUUUUUAUUUUUAUUAUUACUUUUUGGUUGAUUAGACGAAUCCUGGUGUGACAGAUUAAAGAGCAGAGCAGCUUUGAAGACGUUAGUGAUGAUGAUAUCCAGAACCUGUUUCAUUUACAGCCAGUCAUUGAUGUCGUUUGAUGCAGAAGUUCUCGAUGUUGUUGCCUCAUCAGCAGUUGUGUAUCCACGUGGAGCCGUACACCCCCGACAGCUCCAUCCUAGUUUGACUCGGACACAGUUCAAAUUAUGAAAACUUGGUUGAAACAAUAGGGUUAGCACUAGUCAGGUACCGUGUCUGUCUUUCUUGUAGCCGCAGAGCCAAUUUGUAGUUUGCAUUACUGCCACCUAGUGGGCUGCAGUGUGUAUACAUUAGUGUUACCGGUCUUUUUUAUUUUCUUUUUUUUGUCAGUAAGGAAUUCACUGACAAAAACAAUUUGAUCUUCUUUUGUAUUAUUUCCUACUGACGUUUGGAGGAAAUUCCUUUUUCCACAUUCUGACUCCAAACAUCACCUCACCAAAAAAAAAAAUCCGACCUGAUUGUAGCUGGGGAAACUGAAUGUAGUGGAACUCAUCGUCUGUGUUGAGUUGUCGAGACAGAGGUUGUCUUCAGCUGCUUCUCUUUGGACCAGGGUUAAAGUUGUUUGUGCAAUUUUUUUUUUUUUUAAAGGUCGUUUUCAGCUGCUGAUGUAACAGUAACCACACGUGACUCCUGUUUUCUCCUGUUUGGAUGCUGGUGGCGCUAUUGUUCUUGAUUUUUCACCGAGAAAAAAAAAAGUGUAUAUUUGGGAAGACAAUCGUAGAGAGUUUUAAUCCUCGUCGGCGUUUAACCAAGAACAACGAUGUAAAUGAUUGGAUGACUGAGCCCGUCAUUGUGUGAAUGAACUCGAUGAAAUACUAAGAUUUUUUUUUUUUUUUUUUAUGUUCUUGUGCUGAAAUAUUCCUUCUGUUUUUGACAAUCCACGGUGGAUUAUCCUAAUCUCAGAACUGUAGAAAAUAAUCCUGCAUGAGUGAGUGUACAGAAGGUCAGAACUGGUUGGGAUUUUUUUUUCUUUUUUUUUUCUUGUCAGUUUUGGUUUUAGUUCCAUGUCGAAAAAUGUUUCUUGACCUACGAUGCAUGUUUUUGAUCCUGCGGCAUGCUGAGAGUUGUUUUCUUUUUUUGGGGGGGGUAAUUUUUUUUUGUAAUUUAUUUCUUUGAUGCAAAUAUUCUUCAGCUCAACCGCAUCCACUGUACAGACGACUCGCUGCAUCUAGAUUCAAGCUUCAUCUUCACUGUAGUUCCUGUGGCAGAUUAUGGUGGCGUGAGAACCAGUUUUGUUGGCUUUGACUUGUUUUGUGUAUAAUACAGAAAUGAUGACAUUCA